AUGAAAUUGAAAAAAGAUGAAUUUAAACGUAGUCGUGGCCGAUCGAUCGUUGAGCUAUUGCAAGGACAACGAAAAAGUAUCAGCGCUUCUACAUCUCUUAAACCAAGCACAGUUGAUCAAUUACUCGAUGAAUGUGGUUCGUUUGGUCUCUAUCAAAUUGGUCAAUUCUUUCUCGUUGGUCUUCUCGCUGUUCUACCUGCUAUGGUUGCCUUCAAUUAUGUUUUUAUUGCCGCCACACCGGAACAUCGAUGCAAAACUCAUCCAAAUGACACAGAAUAUAGAACAAUCAAAUCUCGUAAUCCAUGUAGUAUAGAUUCUCCUACCAACAAAACAAUCAAAUGUCCUUAUGGCUGGGUCUAUUCACCUGAGCACUACGAGUCAACUAUUGUUACCGAUUGGACACUCGUAUGUGAUCGCCUUCAUCUUAAAGGUCUAACGCAAAAUUUUUAUAUAUUGGGUACGGGAUGUUCAAUCUUAAGUGGAAUCAUGUCAGAUAAACUUGGUAGACGAACGACGAUGUAUCUUCUCAUCAUUCUAAUGACAUUUACAUUGAAUAUUACACAAAUUAUGAUGCAUUCAACAACAAUGACACCCAACAUGAAAUUAUUAAUAUUUACUAUUUCAAGAUUUUUAACAGGUUUUUCACAGACCACAUAUUCGAUUACACUUGUACUUUUGAUGGAAAUAACAACGGCUAAUAAACGUAUAUUGCCAGGAUAUAUCCUGUCGUACUUUUUUGCAUUAGGUGAAUUAUUAGUGAUGUUAAUUUACUAUUACUUUCGUUCGUGGCUACUCACUCAAUGGAUUCUCACCAUCUACGUCAUGCCGUUUCUCUCCUACUACUGGCUUAUUCCUGAAUCACCUAGAUGGCUUAUCUCUACACGUCAAUUACCUCAAGCUAGACGUGUUAUACUACGAAUAGCUCGUGUUAACGGUCGAACAAUUGAAAAUGUUGAAAAAAAAUUUUAUGACGAUUUACAAAAAGAGUCAUACAAACAGACAAAGAAAUAUUCGUACACUCACGUUCUGUUUGGACUGAUCAAAUCGCCCGUUAUGAGAGAGCGAUGUCUCAUCCUCUUCUACAUCUGGUCAGUGAAUCUUAUGACCUAUUUAGGAGUCGGAAUGAGUAUCACAUCCCUUCAUCCAACAAGACCGUAUCACAUUUUUACCAUCGCAGCAUUUGCUGAAUUUAUUGGCUUAUGUCUGUGCCAUUUUUGUGCUCAUAGUCAAGCUCUCUGUUGGAUUUACACAGGAGAGUCUUAUCCAACCGUCAUUCGAUCAACAGGCGUGGGUCUCACAGUGAGUAUUGCACGGGUCGGAGGUGUAUGGGCACCACAAAUUAGUCUAUUGUCUCAAUCUAUUUGGCCCCCUUUACCUUAUUUAAUCUUCAGUGUUUUCCUAUUUGUGGCUGCUCUUCUCGCGCUAAGAUUACCCGAAACAAAAACAGAAACAAAAUCACUACCUGAUACCGUGAAAGAGGCAGAAAAAUAUCAACAGCAAUUAUCGACCAUUAUUGAAGAAGAGCCAACAACGCCAACAGAAAAACCAACUAUGAGCCCAUUGAUUGUUCAAGAUGAAAACGAAAGUUCGGAAAUAGAUCAAAACGACGAACUACUCAAGAGCACUUGA
Messenger RNA from Didymodactylos carnosus, 1629 nucleotides. The record is from the annotation of a GenBank genome assembly. NCBI's taxonomy places the organism in Eukaryota, Metazoa, Rotifera, Eurotatoria, Philodinida, Philodinidae.